This is a messenger RNA of Rhinichthys klamathensis goyatoka, 2786 nucleotides long. RefSeq lists its product as uncharacterized. The transcript is spliced from 21 exons. The record is from RefSeq and is a predicted model, not a curated record. The coding region runs from base 82 to 2250 and encodes 722 amino acids. Lineage: Eukaryota; Metazoa; Chordata; Actinopteri; Cypriniformes; Leuciscidae.
UUCCGGUUUGCCAGAGUCACGUGAAUCAGCAAAAGCGCCAAACUUUGAACGCGCGCAGUCGAGGGGUCAUUUCGACAAAAUAUGACGCAGCACCACAUACCUAUAAUCAUUUUGAGCGAUGAAGAUGAUGAUGAAGGUGACUCCUUGAUGGCCCUCAACGAUUCCUCUGUGCUUAUCGUUGAAAAUGAGAGGAACGAAGCAGAUAUAUCCAAACAUAUUGAGGAGUUGGAUGAGGACUUGGCCAUCACAUACUCCCAAACAGCAAUAGUGCUUCCACAUGCUAGAUACGACUGCACCCUGGCUUUCUGUCGGGCAGAACAGGACGUCUCAGGACCUCUACAAAAUAAUGCAAAGCACUGUGAUCAGUGUUUUUGCUACAUCUGUGACAAACUGGCCUCCACGUGUGAGUUUUGGACCAUCCCCGGCAUUUGCCACUGUAAUAGCCAUAAGCACAGCGUCUACUGGAAGGCCCUCCGGGAUAAGAGCCUGAUGGGAUAUCUGCACGAGCUGAACUUCUCCUUUGAGCCGCUGGAUAUGGAUUCAGACCUACGACGUGCAGAGGCUUCACUGCACAAAUUUGCUGGUAGUUUGGCAAUGAAGUAUGCAACUUUCUUGUUGGGGUUUGAGAAUUCGAACCGUCCAGGCUGUCGGUGCAUCUGUCACCGCAACAAUAACGACACUACACAGUGUCAAGCCUUUGGAUGUAAAGGAUGCCAUAAACAUCACUUUAAGAUUCUGGAGUUUGAUUACACUGUUGUGAGUCAACAUAUCAAACUGUUUUUUAAUGAAGCAAAGAAAGAGAAUCCAAAGGCUUCUGUUGUGAUGCUAUUAGGCGCUAUCAAGCUGUUCGUCACUCACACUGUUCCUGGAAAUGUACAUGCUGCUAUCACUGUGUCUGAAACCGUGUCAAUGCUCCUGUGGAGAUUUAUGACGAAGGUGUGGACGCUUUUAGUUGACUUCGAUUUUUCCAGCACUUUCAUAAAGCAACUGGAGUUUUUCUUCCUGGGGCUUCCUCUGCCUUCAAACUCCACAUUGCCAAAAAGUCUGAGUGUGCUUCCUUGGGAUGACCCCUUGCUUUCUGGCGUGAUAAAAGGUCAAAAUAUCACUGGAGAGAGGCAUGUCAAAGGUCGAAAGCAUCAAGUCUUGUAUGAACCUCUGAGCGUGAUUCAAGCGAGAGUCUGUAAACUUCAACAACAAAACAAGUACCGUGAGCUGGCUCGCUAUCUGAAAGUUGUCAGAAGUACCAAUAAUCCCACGCUGCAGAAAAUGAGAGACUUGGUUCCCCUCUACCUGUGCAAGGUUGCCGACUACAGUGGUGCGGUCCACACAAUGUUAUCGCCAAUGCUCGGUGCCUCUUGCCCCGCCUCCCGACUCACACCUCCACAGUUCAAAGCUUACCUCAGAAUUUUUACAUCAGGCCAAGUCCCUGAUAUACCACAACAAGAAUUUGAUCCAGGAAAUGACCAUAUUAUCAUACCUGAUCCUUUACUGAGCACCAAGUGGACACCCAUUGAAGGUUUAAAUUCAUUCAAGAUGAUGGAGGUUUUGAAGUUUGCACUGAGGGUUCUGGACUGUAACGCUGCUGUUUUUGCAAAUUCAGAAACCUGGGUGUAUCUGCUAAGCGUUGUCAGUUCCAGUUUUAUUACUCCAGAUGGUCUUGUCGUUGGUGCAUUCUAUGCCGAGCCUGACGUCACCUUUCAAGUGGUGACCAAAGACACUGCCAAUACAAUUCUCAAGGAGCUGACACUGACUUCCCGUAUACAGAUCCCCAAAACCUUUGAGAAUGGUUAUCCUGACCAGGCUAGACUGCUGUUAGCAACUCAGGCUUUGGUGCUGCGCAUUUUCCACUCUCAGCUCAGCCCCAUCCUCGAUGUCAUAAUUUCCUUCAGGUUCAACCACUGGGCGCUCCGUUGGUUCUUCAACAGUUUGCUGGGGAGGCCGGAUGUGCUGCACUACCUCCUGUGCUGUCUUCUGCAGGAACUUUCUCAUGAGGAGCAGUACCAACUCAUUCAGGGAACAUGGAGUGAAACUGAACAUUCCCUAGUUGCAUCCUUCCUCUGCUUGUACUUCGUGGAAAACAGUGUGGUUCUAGACUCCCACACCUAUCCCAUCAAUAGCUUGCUUGCCACUUGGAAUGAAUUGUACUGCCCUUGGCAAUUAAGCUUGAGACUGCAACUUGAAAGCAAUGUGGCCAGACUUACUACAGAAAAGCAUAAAAUCCUGCAAAAAAUCCAACGCCGAGGAAAAUAAGCCUGACCAACAUCCUGAACAAAUGAACAUGCACUGCAUUUCAUUCCAUGCAAUAAGUUUGGAUGAGAUCUAUGUUUCAUUUAUCCUUUAUUAUCUGCUGGGGAAAUGUUUUAUCCCAAUGUUUUUGUUUGGCAAAGUGUAAGACACAAUUCUUGACUUCGCUUUCAGACUCACUUCUAAUAUAACGGACAUUUUUCAGGCAAUUCAGUUAUUCAGAAUUUUAAAACUGUAAAAAUUAAGAACUAUCUUUAUUAUGUAUAUAUUAACAUUUGACUUUUUGACAAAAUGGAAGAACUGUACAGUUUUAAUGUACAGAAAGAGUGCCUCUAAUAUUUUCAAAGGUUAUAAGCGGUAGUUCAAACAUUUUUCAUUGCCAAGUUUUUUUCUUUUUUGGGGAAAUGACCAGUAUUUUGUAACAUUACAGUACUGUGAUUAAUAGCUGGAGCAUGUAAAGCACAAUUAUAUUCAGAAACAGAACAAUAUACAAAUCUUUGAACAUCAGCAGUAAUGCAAAUAAAUGACAGUUUAAAAUGCAA